Messenger RNA from Erythranthe guttata (spotted monkey flower), 5206 nucleotides. Its product is annotated as transcription elongation factor SPT6-like. Gene Ontology annotation, cellular component: transcription elongation factor complex. Gene Ontology annotation, biological process: nucleosome organization; transcription elongation-coupled chromatin remodeling; transcription elongation by RNA polymerase II. The record is from RefSeq and is a predicted model, not a curated record. NCBI's taxonomy places the organism in Eukaryota, Viridiplantae, Streptophyta, Magnoliopsida, Lamiales, Phrymaceae. Gene Ontology annotation, molecular function: DNA binding; histone binding; nucleosome binding.
CGUGUAUAUACAUCAUUUAGGCAUAUACACACAACAAUGUAUGUGUGAGCAACGCACUUGUUCUAUGUGUAUCUAGAGUGUAAAUCAGAGGGUUUCGCCAUUCUAGGGUUCGCAAGGAGGAUUAUUAAUUUGUAAAUUGUAUAUAUAUAUUUUAUAUCAGUUAAUCUCUUUCUAGGGUUUUUUUUUUUCUUUUUCUCGCCGUAGUCAUUUUCGCAAUUUCAUCACAAUGGCUGGCAAAAACGUGAUCUCCGACGACGAAGAUGAGAUUGGAGGUGAAGAAGAAGAGAGAGACGAAGAGCCCUAUGGAGACCAAACUGAUGAACGCGGGGACGAUGAAGAUGAAGAAGAAGAUGAAGAAGGACAAGAUGAAUAUGAGAAGGAUGGUUUUAUCGUGGAUGAAGAAGAAGACGAGGAGGAAGAAGAUAGACUUGAUAGUGACGAUGAGAAGCAGAAGAAAAAGAAAAGGAAAAAAAGAGAGUCAGAGAGGAACUAUGUCCUGGACGAGGAUGAUUAUGAACUCCUUCAGGAAAGCAACAUCUCUGUUCAUCGUCCGAAAGCUGAAAGCAAGAAGUUUAAGCGACUGAAAAAGGGUCGGGGUGAUACAGAAGAAGGGCCUUCUGGACUUUCAGAUGAUGAGAAGUUUGAUGGAAGUGGAAAAGGCGGGCGUACAGAUGAGGAGAAGCUUAAGCGCACCUUAUUUGAUGAUGAUGGGCAACAGCUCGAGGAUAUUGCGGAGGAGGAUGAACAGUUGGAAGAAGAGGAUACAUACGUCAACGAAGAUGAUGACAUGGCAGAUUUUAUUGUUGACGAAGAAGAAGUCGAUGAGCAUGGAGCUCCUGUGAGGAGGAAGAAACCUAAGAAGAGCAGGCAACGACCAGGAAUUUCUUCAUCUGCACUUCAGGAGGCACACGAAAUAUUUGGUGAUGUUGAAGACCUCUUGAGGCUACGCAAGUUGGAAGUUAGGGACAAGUUUGAUGAAACUCAUGAAGGGAACCUUGAAGAUCAGUUUGAUCCUAGCAUACUUUCUGAGAAGUAUAUGACGGAAAAGGAUAACGAGAUUCGGAAAUUAGAUGUUCCUGAAAGAAUGCAGACAUCGCAGGAAAGUUCUAGCCAUCUCCUGACGGAUGAGAUUAGUAUCAAAAUGGAGACGGAGUGGAUAUACAACCAGCUCGUAACUGGUACAGUACCUUGGUUUAACAAGAGCAGUGCCAUGACCGAAGAAGGAGAUGAUGAAAUGAAGCACCACAUAGCAAGAUUUCUUGACUUAAUGCAUGUUCAGAAGUUAGAUGUUCCAUUCAUUGCUAUGUACCGGAAAGAGGAGAUCUUGAGCCUAUUAAAGAAUCCAAAUGAGCCUGAAGCUGACGAUCCUAACCAGAAGCCUACGCUUAAGUGGCACAAGGUGCUUUGGACAAUCCAGGACUUGGAUCAGAAGUGGCUUCUUCUUCAGAAAAGAAAGAGUGCACUCCAGUCAUACUAUAAGCAGUUCAAAGAAGAGUCUGAGAAAGUAAAUGACUGGGAGACACACCGCAGUUUAAAUCAACAGCUAUUUCAAUCUAUCAUUAAGUCGCUCAAAGCUGCUGAUUCAGAACGAGAAGUUGAUGAUGUUGAAUUGAAAUUUAAUUUGCACUGCCCCCCGGGCGAAGUUGUUCUAGGCGGAGGGCAGUAUAAGAGGCCAAAGAGGAAAUCUCAUUACAGCAUUUGCAGUAAAGCUGGAUUAGGAGAAGUUGCAAGCAAAUUUGGCUACAGCUCCGAACAAUUUGGGUUGCAGAUUUCUCUAGAGAAAAUGAGGAUGGAUGAAUUGGAGGAUGCGAAGGAAACACCAGAGGAAAUGGCUUCCAAUUUCACUUGUGCAAUGUUCGAGACACCUGAAGCUGUGUUGAACGGUGCGAGGCACAUGGCAUCAGUUGAGAUCAGUUGUGAACCAUGUGUUCGGAAGCAUGUCCGAAGUAUCUUUAUGGAUAAUGCCGUGGUGUCAACUAGUCCCACACCUGAUGGAAACACAGCUAUUGAUUCUUUUCACCAGUUUGCUGGAGUGAAGUGGUUGCGGGAAAAACCACUUUCCAGAUUUGAGGACGCACAAUGGCUUCUAAUCCAGAAAGCAGAAGAGGAGAAGCUCUUGCAGGUUACAAUCAAGCUGCCGGAAGUAGUCCUUGAUAAGUUAAUAAACGAUUCGAAAGAUUAUUAUUUGAGUGACGGUGUUAGUAAAUCCGCUCAAUUGUGGAACGAGCAGAGAACUCUGAUAGUUCGUGAUGCAUUCGACAAAUUCCUUCUGCCUUCAAUGACAAAGGAAGCGAGAUCAUUGUUGAAUAGUAGGGCAAAAUCGUGGUUACUCUUGGAUUACGGAAAGCUGUUGUGGGAUAAAGUGUCUGUUGCACCAUACCAGAGGAAAGAAACUGAUGUCAGUUCAGAUGAAGAAACUGCACCCAGGGUUAUGGCUUGCUGUUGGGGCCCUGGCAAGCCAGCUACUACUUUCGUAAUGUUGGAUUCAUCUGGAGAAGUAUUAGAUGUACUUCAUGCUGGUUCGCUCAGUCUUCGUGGUCAAAGUGUUGAUGAACAGCAACGGAAGAAAAAUGAUCAGCAGCGAGUGCAAAAAUUUAUGAUGGACCACCAGCCACAUAUCGUCGUUCUAGGAGCAGCUAAUUUGUCUUGUACGCGGCUGAAGGAGGAUAUUUACGAGAUCAUCUUCAAGAUGGUGGAAGAUAAUCCUAGAGAUGUUGGCCAUGAGAUGGAUAACUUGAAUAUUGUCUAUGGUGAUGAAUCUCUCCCACAUCUAUAUGAAAAUUCUCGCAUAUCAGUUGAUCAACUUCCUUCUCAAGAAGGGAUAAUUAGGCGUGCUGUGGCCCUUGGACGAUAUCUUCAGAAUCCACUAUCCAUGGUUGCCACAUUGUGUGGACCAGGAAGGGAGAUAUUAUCUUGGAAACUUAAUCCUUUGGAGAACUUUCUCACUCCCGAUGAAAAGUAUGGGAUGGUUGAACAAGUUAUGGUGGAUGUAACGAACCAAGUAGGUCUUGAUCUUAAUUUGGCUUCCAGUCAUGAAUGGUUGUUCGCACCUCUCCAGUUUAUCUCUGGGCUUGGACCAAGGAAAGCAGCUUUUUUACAAAGGUCUCUAGUAAGAAUAGGAACCAUUUUCACUAGGAAAGACUUGUUAACAUCCCAUGGUCUAGGUAAAAAGGUGUUUAUCAAUGCUGUUGGAUUCUUGCGAGUCCGACGGAGCGGAUUGACUUCAAGUAGUAGUCAAUUUAUUGAUUUGCUAGACGACACACGAAUACAUCCAGAAUCGUACAGCCUUGCAAAAGAUUUGGCUAAGGAUAUUUACUGGGAGGAUGGAAAUGAUGAUGCAAAUGACGACGAGGAUGUGCUGGAAAUGGCUAUUGAGCAUGUCAGAGAGAAGCCUCACUUAUUAAAAGCUGUGGAUGUUCGUGAAUAUGCUGGGCAGAAAAACCGCCUGAACAAAAAGGAAACCCUUAAUGAUAUAAGAUUGGAGUUGAUGGAAGGCUUUCAGGAUAGGCGGAGACCAUACAUUGAACCAAGUCAAGACGAUGAAUUUUACAUGAUUUCAGGAGAGACUGAAGAAGCAGUUUCCGAUGGAAGAAUUGUGCAAGCAACAGUACGCAGGGUGCAACCUCAGAGAGCGAUUUGUGUCCUUGAAUCUGGAUUGACUGGCAUGCUUAGUAAGGAAGAUUACACAGAUGAUUGGAGGGAUAUCAAUGAAUUGACUGAUAAGCUGCGUGAAGGUGAUACUUUGACUUGCAAAAUCAAAUCGAUUCAGAAGAAUCGCUAUCAGGUGUUUUUGACCUGUAGAGAAAGUGAAAUGAGGAACAACCGUUCCCAGAACUACCGGAGUAUAGAUCCUUACUAUCAUGAAGAACGGAGCGCCUUACCCACUGCACAAGAAAAAGCUAGGAAAGAGAAGGAGCUAGCAAAGAAGCAUUUUAAGCCGAGGAUGAUUGUUCACCCUCGCUUCCGGAAUUUUACAGUUGAUGAAGCAAUAGAGUUUUUGUCGGACAAGGAUCCUGGUGAAAGUGUCAUCCGACCGAGUUCUCGUGGACCUUCAUUUUUGACAUUGACAUUGAAAGUUUAUGAUGGUGUAUAUGCUAACAAGGACAUAGUUGAAGGUGGGAAAGAACACAAGGACAUCACAAGCUUGCUUCGAAUAGGGAAAACACUGAAAAUUGGAGAGGAUACAUUUGAAGACCUUGAUGAGGUAAUGGAUCGUUAUAUAGAUCCACUGGUAACUCAUUUGAAGGGAAUGCUUAAUUACCGCAAGUUCAGGAAGGGUUCAAAGACUGAAGUUGAUGAGCUUCUCAAGAUUGAAAAAGCUGAGAAUCCGAUGAGAAUCGUGUACUGCUUUGGAAUAUGUCACGAACAUCCUGGAACAUUUAUCCUGACUUACAUACGAAGCUCUAAUCCACAUCACGAGUACAUAGGUCUGUACCCAAAGGGAUUGAAGUUCCGAAAACGAAUGUUUGAGGAUAUAGACCGCCUUGUGGCUUAUUUUCAGAGGCAUAUUGAUGAUCCAUUCGAUUCUGCACCGUCGAUUCGUUCAGUUGCUGCUAUGGUGCCAAUGAGGAGUCCUGCACCUGGUGGCGGUGGCUGGGGUGGUUCAUCCAACGACAGAGAUAGGAGUUCUGGUCCUAGAGCAGGGAGAGGUGACUACAGAAACGAUGAUGGCAACUCUGGUGGUAGGGGGCGUGGACGUGGGCGUGGAAGAGGACGGGGGGACAGGCAGGACUCGGAACGCGGUUCGCAAAAGUGGGGCCAAAAAGAUGACGAUAAUGGAGGAGGAUGGGGGAGCUUUCCUGGAGCUAAAGUUCAGAAUUCACCGGGUAGGGACAUAUUCCCCGGUAAUUGGAGUGGUGAUGGUAAUGGCAACGGUACUAAUGGUGGCGGUGGCGGUGGCGGCAGUGGUUGGGGUAAGUGGGGGGGACAGGUGGACGGUGGUGAUGCUUCUGAUAAAGUUGCUGAUGCUGGAAAUUCAGAUUGGGGUGGUGGAGGUGGUGGCGGCGCUAGCAAGAGGGGGGGUGGCGGCGGUAGUGGUGGUGGUGGUGGUGGCGGCAGUGGCAGUGGUUGGGGUAAGUGGGGGGCAGAGGUGGACGGUGGUAAUGCUUCUGAUAAAGGUGUGGAUGCUGGAAAUUCAGGUUGGGGUGGCGGUGGUGGUGGUGGUAGCAAGAAGGCUGAUGAUGGCGGGGGUGGUGGAGGUUGGUGA